This is a messenger RNA of Pocillopora verrucosa, 1052 nucleotides long. The record is from RefSeq and is a predicted model, not a curated record. NCBI's taxonomy places the organism in Eukaryota, Metazoa, Cnidaria, Anthozoa, Scleractinia, Pocilloporidae.
AUGAUUUACUUAAUCAGCCUACUGCUGUUAAUCCAAGCUGAUUUCACUCUGAGUAAGUGUACUGAAGCUGAUUGGAGUGCAACUUUCAACAGACAAGGGUGGUCGGUUUGUCCAGAUGAUCGUGAGUUCCUUACAGGAUUUUGGAGAAGCGGCAAACAAUUUCGCCUUUUUCAGGCAUGGGCAGACGGCCUUUGGCUUCUCGAGAACGGAAAUUGCUGCCCAGCUAUUGAUCCACGCUAUAUUGGUCAGCACUCAACUUGUGUGGACGAGAGCUGGAGUGCAACAUUGGAUAAAUCUCAUGUCUGGGCACAGUGCAGUCGCGGUUACUUCUUGGAGGGUUUCCACAUCAGCGAUGCUGAACAUCUCAGUGAUAUCACAACGGGCAGGUGUUGUCGACCACAAAAUCAUCCCCUCACCUAUGAUGACUGUUACGAAGAAGAUAUUUCUCAUUCGUUCGAUCACCAAGGUUGGACGAAAUGCAAUAGGCUUGGCUACUAUAUAACCGGCAUCUACAAGGGCGACUGCGACACCCUAUCUUGCAUUGAAAAAUUAAAAUGCUGCAGAAUGGCAAAAGCUGUCGCUAUUGUGAAUGGUGGAUGGACCGAGUUCGGGGCCUGGGGAGCAUGUAGUGCUACUUGUGGAGGAGGAAAACAAGAACGUUCACGAACAUGUACCAAUCCGCCUCCGUCAGGGGAUGGGGCGCAGUGCUCGGGGGUUGCGAAAGAAGUGAGGGCUUGCAACACCGACCCUUGCGAAGCAGUUUCAGUUGAUGGUGGAUUCUCUAAGUGGUCUGAGUACUCCAAGUGUAGCAGGACCUGUGGUAAGGGAAAGAAAACUCGCUCCCGUGAAUGCACCAACCCACCCCCGUCAGGGAAUGGAUUGCCUUGCAAGGGAAGAUAUUCGCAGACUGUAAAAUGCAAAGUGCGGCCAUGCAAAGGAAAGGGGAAAUAGUUGGAGUAUAUAGUAAGAAAGCAGAUCCGUGCCAUAGUCAAGAAAAAUUGGGGAUACUAUAGAUGGGUAUUACUGGGGGUUUAAAGGUUACACACCAUCAU